AACAAUUUGAAGUUGUUGCUUAUACAUAGAAAUUCUGGUGGCAGAAAUAAUUAUGGGGUAGAAGUUUCGUCGUCGUUAUCCUCCUCCUCCUCAUCGUCAUCAUCAUCAUGAGAAGAACAAGGUAGAGGAAGAAGGAGCAGAAGAAGAAGAUUAAGCACGAGCAUUGUCGGAGGCUCGUAUUGCUCCGUCUGCGUUCUGCGGUGGUUUCCAAGAGCCGGAAGAAAACCAACCGUUGAAAGUCAUCAUGCACCGGAUGGCCCGUCUCAUUCGAGCCAGGCCAAAGUUGAGGGACUUGUUUACCAGCGAAUAUUUUGACUGCAACGACGCCUUCGGACACGGUACGUUCCAGAAGCGGCUGAUGCUGCUCUGUGCGCUCGGUGCUUUCUUGGCGAACACCCACGCCUUGACUCUCCCGUUGAUCUCAGCAGGCGUGCAAUACAGAUGCAAGCAGCAGUACGACAAUGAUUCGGUAGCCGCCGCGAAGUACGCGAGCGCCGCUCACGAAGCCGGCGGACAGAUCGGACGCUGUCUCGUCUACGAGGACCCGGACGACCCUAAGGACUCGCAGACCGUGCCUUGCCAAGAGUGGGAGUACGACGAAGAGUUCGCGAAUAGGACGGCUGUGAGUAAGUGGAACAUGGUCUGCGGAAGAAAGGCACUCAUCACCAUCAUGUAUGCGAUUCAAAACGCCGGACCCGCUGUGUUCGUCUUGACAGCCGGACAUUUCGCGGACACCAUGGGCCGGGUGCCCGUGCUUCUGACGGCGGUUGCGGUGCUCUUGGUCUCCACAGUUGCGAUUUGCCUCGUAAAUGACUACGCAGCACACGCGGCACUCAAGUUCUUUAGCUCGGGCAGCGCAAUACUGACCCUGACCACCUCCGCCAUCUCCCUCUUCGAGGUUACGAUCCACGACAAGAGGCCGCUUAGCAUAGCCGUGAGCAUCACGCUCGGUCUAUUGGCCGCCGACGCGUGGUACUUCUUGUUGUUGCCUUGGAACCUGCGCUGGGAACGAAAGCUGUGCGUUUUCAUCCUGCCAGCCUUGGUUCUGCUGCCGGCUUUCCUGACGGUUAACGAGUCGCCUCGCUGGCUAGUCGCUAACGGGAUGUACGACAGGGUCGAGCAAGUUGUCAUCGCCGCUGCAGAAAAAAACCACUUUCCCUUGUCGAAUGCAGCGUGCCUGGUUGAUUCGCUCAAGGCGGACGGGACCAGGAAGCUCGAUCGCCGAAAGUCCACGUGUGCCGAAGAACUACUGAGCAUGUUCUCCAUCCGACGGCGUGCCCUCGUCUUGUGCGGCUGCUUCUUUUCCAACUCGUUCGCCCUGUAUGCCAUCACAUUCUCCAAAGGGCAACUCCAUACGCCGUGGCUUCCGUUCAUCGCGUUCACGUACAACUCCACGGUCUACGCGGUGGCGCACUUGCUGAUGAGAAGGUUCGCCAUGCUCACAGUGAUCACCGUGCUGUUUGCCGUGCUCUGUGUCGUGCAGUGCUUUCUCUGCCUGACCGUGCUCAGCGAGAUGGACGUCGCCACGGAGGCCCUGCUGCAGGCGAACAUAGCGCUGUACUAUUCUGGCGCCGUCGUGUGCUUCGUCUACGUCUUGGAGCUGUUUCCGACCGCACUGCGCGCAACUGCCGUCGGUUGGACACUCGCCUGCGGUCGCCUCGGAGUCGGAUGCGCCCUGUUCUCUUCGUUUCUCACGGACACCGGCCUCGAGUACCUGGCGCCGGCUACCGCAGGCGUCCUGCUCUUUGCGUCGCUGCUGACGCUGCGCGUCUUACCGCCCGCCACGACGAUCGAGUGCACUAAGAUGGUGACCCAGGGAUUGUCCGUUCAGACCCAGCAGAACAUCGAGCUCAUGAAGGCCACGCUCGAAACGCGGCUCGGUGAGCGCAGGAAGACGAAGACUUCUAGCGAUAGCGGAAGCAAGUCGAACUCGAGCCGCAGUCGCCGUUUCAAGAGCAAAGAUUGA
Messenger RNA from Dermacentor silvarum, 1966 nucleotides. Its product is annotated as solute carrier family 22 member 7. Lineage: Eukaryota; Metazoa; Arthropoda; Arachnida; Ixodida; Ixodidae. The record is from RefSeq and is a predicted model, not a curated record. Gene Ontology annotation, biological process: transmembrane transport. Bases 245 to 1966 code for a protein of 573 amino acids. Gene Ontology annotation, molecular function: transmembrane transporter activity. Gene Ontology annotation, cellular component: membrane. The transcript has a single exon.